GCCGUACCUUCCUCGCGCUGCCGGUGCCAGGAGCGAGCGGCGCGCGCCCCCCGCUGCCCGGUGCUGCCUCCCCGCCGCCAUGCUGCCCGCCGCCGCCGCGCUCCUCCGCCGCUGCGCUGUCUCCGGCCUCCGCGCAGCCGUCCGCCGGCCCGCCGGCCCCGCAGCUGUACUGCAUGCCCGCUGCUACUCUCAUGGGUCACAAGAAUCAGAUGAAGAAUUCGAUGCUCGCUGGGUGACGUAUUUCAACAAGCCAGAUAUUGAUGCCUGGGAGCUCAGGAAAGGCAUAAACACACUUGUGGGUUAUGACCUGGUUCCGGAACCAAAAAUCAUCGAUGCAGCUCUGAGGGCAUGCAGACGGUUAAAUGACUUUGCCAGUGCCGUCCGCAUUUUAGAAGUUGUAAAGGACAAAGCAGGACCUCACAAGGAAAUCUAUCCUUACGUUAUCCAGGAACUUAGACCAACUUUGAGUGAACUGGGAAUCUCCACUCCAGAGGAACUGGGCCUGGACAAAGCAUAGACCUUAUUGGUGCAUUACUCAAGCAUUUUACCAGUGCUUACCUGAUUGUACACAGUUGCCUGGAGACACAAAUGUUAACGUAUUACCUUAUUUGAAAUAACUUCCUUUAUUGAGUCACAAUGUAUGUGAUGUGAAGUUGGACCUAAUAAAGGAAAAACUGGUUUGACUGA
Messenger RNA from Falco peregrinus (peregrine falcon), 687 nucleotides. Its product is annotated as cytochrome c oxidase subunit 5A, mitochondrial. The coding region runs from base 80 to 517 and encodes 145 amino acids. Gene Ontology annotation, biological process: mitochondrial electron transport, cytochrome c to oxygen. Gene Ontology annotation, cellular component: mitochondrial inner membrane. Lineage: Eukaryota; Metazoa; Chordata; Aves; Falconiformes; Falconidae. The transcript is spliced from 5 exons. The record is from RefSeq and is a predicted model, not a curated record.